Messenger RNA from Cicer arietinum (chickpea), 6251 nucleotides. RefSeq lists its product as uncharacterized. The record is from RefSeq and is a predicted model, not a curated record. Lineage: Eukaryota; Viridiplantae; Streptophyta; Magnoliopsida; Fabales; Fabaceae.
AAAUUAUUGAACCUAUGAAAUGGUAAAGAAAUUUGCAUUCAACUGCGAGAUCUCGGAUUUGAACUCGGGACAUGAUAUUCAGUCUAACAAUUUCGGUAUUUGCAUGUUGAGUAUAGGCUUUACGGAUCAAUAAUUGAACCUUUAAAUAUUUCCUAGCUAGCUGUUAAAAUAACAACCCUUUAAAUAAUGCUUUGAACCAUUAUACAGUAGCAAGAAACCAAAAAAGAAAAAGGAUAACAGCUGUUAUAGUCUCUACUGCUUAUGUUUUCUGCAGAACUUGAAUUGCAGUGAUCAUUACCUUAUUCUCUUGAUGCUAGAUACUGCAGAUAGAAGAAAGGGGAAGAUUGUUCAUACAACUUGAGCUGGUAUGCACUGGAAGUACUCAAAAUCAGAUUGGAGAAAUAGAGAAAAUUGUUCACAAGACUUGAGCAUGUGCUGAAAGUGGUUAUUUGUAAAUCUGUUGGAAAACAAGAUGGUGAGUUGCUUGACUGAUUUGGCGAAGACAUAUGUGGAGAAAUUGAUAAAUGGGGUAAUAGCAGAAUCACGUCAUGUAUUUUGCUUCACGUGCAUUGCUAAGGAAUUCGAAGAAGAAAAAUCUAGGUUGGAAGUAGAAAGAAAAACUUUGGAGCAACGUGCUAAAGUGGCAACAGGAAGAGAUGAAGACAUUCGAGCCAAUGUUCGUUUCUGGGAAGAGGAAGUUGAAAAGCUCAUUCAAAAGGACAUCAAAACAAAACAAACAUGUUUUUUUGGAUUCUGUCCUGAUUGCAUAUGGCGAUAUAAAAGGGGAAAACAGUUGGCAAAUAAGAUGGAGGAGAUUAAACGAUUAACAGAAAAGGGACAGAAACUUGAAAAUAUUGAACUCCCUCGCCGUCUUCCAGAUGUUGAACGUUAUUCAUCCGAAGAUUACAUUCGUUUUGAAGGCAGAGAGUCAAAAUACAAAGAGCUGUUUGAUGCACUAAAAGAUGACAAGAACUAUAUAACCGGAUUGCAAGGGAUGGGGGGAACCGGAAAAACUACAUUGGCCAAAGAAUUAGGUAAAGAACUAAAGAAAUCUGAACAAUUCGCUCAUGUCAUUGAUACAACAGUGUCAUUUACUCCUGAUAUAAAAAAGAUUCAAGAUGAUAUUGCUGGACCUUUAGGAUUGAAAUUGGAGAACUGUAAUGACUCAGAUCGACCCAAAAAACUCUGGAGCAGAUUAACAAAUGGUGAGAAAAUUCUUAUAAUAAUGGAUGAUGUGUGGGAUCGAGACCCCCCUCUUGAUUUUGAUGUAAUAGGAAUUCCAAAACGAGACAAUCACAAAGGUUGCAAAGUUCUUAUAACCACACGCAGUAAACGAAUAUUAAAUAAAAUGAGUUGUGAUAAGAAAGUUGAAUUGGAGAUUUUAUCUGACGAAGACGCAUGGAUCAUGUUCAAAAGGUAUGUCGGUAUAAACAAUAUUUCUUCAAAAAAUUUGAUCAGUAAGGGACAUAAAAUUACUAAGGAAUGCAAAGGAUUACCAGUUGCAAUUGCAGUCAUUGCCAGCAGUUUAAAUGGCCAACAACUUCGCAAGCAUGAGUGGGAUGCGACCUUGAAAUCCUUGAAGAAGCCUGUGACCAUGCAUGGUGUUGAUGAAGAUAUGGCUGGAAUUUAUAAAUGUUUGAAGUUUAGCUAUGAUUAUAUGAAGGAUGAAAAGGCCAAGCGAUUGUUCCUCUUAUCCUCUAUAUUCCCAGAAGAUAAAGAAAUUUCUGUUGAAAUUCUAACUAGACUUGGCAUUGGAACAGGCCUUUUUGGGGAAGAUUAUGGCUGCUACGAUGAUACUCGAAACCAAGUAGUUGUUGCCAAAAAUAAACUCAUAGAUUCUUGUUUGUUGUUGGAUGUCGGUGAAAGACAUGUAAAAAUGCAUGAUUUAGUUCGUGAUGCGGCUCAAUGGAUAGCGAACAAAGAGAUUCGGGGUGUAAAUUUAUCUAUCAAAGAUCAAAAGUUAUUGGUUCAAAAAGAAAUAAAUAUUAAAUAUUUAUUAUGUGAAGGGAAGGACAUGGAUUUGUUUUCUUGUAAAUUUGAGUGUUCCAAACUUGAGACUCUAGUUGCUGACAUAGAUAGAGAUGAAAGCCAGAAAUGUAUGGAAGUCCCUAAUUCUUUCUUUAAAAAUAUUGUCAAUCUUCGAGUUUUAUACUUUACAGGUAAUGAAGAACAGCCUCUAUCAUUACCACAAUCAAUUCAGUCAUUGACGAAUAUUCGAUCUCUGUUGGUUGAUAAAGUGGAUUUAGGUGACAUUUCUAUUUUGGGAAAGCUGCAAAGUCUUGAGACUCUUGAUUUGGUGUCCUGCGCAAUCAAUGAAUUGCCAUUCGAAAUUACAAAAUUGGGGAAAUUUAAAUUGUUGAACUUGGAUAAUUGUGAAAUUCGAAGGAAUAAUCCAUUUGAAGUCAUUGAAAAAUGCUCAUCCCUGGAAGAGUUGUAUUUCAUAAAGAGUUUUAACGGUUUUUGUCGAGAAAUAACCAUACCCGAGUUGCAAAGGUAUCGUAUUUGUAACUACUGGUAUAUAAUGAAUUAUUCACAAUCAAAAUAUGUGAAUUUUUGUGCUAGUGAUGAUGCAUCUGUUUUUUCAGAAGCAACGUUCAAGUAUUUCAUGCGAACAACAGAGUUUCUUCGACUAAUAGGAAUUAAGAGGGGAUGGAGAAAUCUCAUGCCUGAAAUUGUUCCUAUAGGUCAAGGUAUGGAUGAUCUUGUUGAGCUUCGCUUGAGUUGUAUUUCACAGUUACAGUGUCUCAUAGACUCUAUUGGUUCUCAAGUACCAAGUCUUUUGUCCAAGUUGGUUGUACUAGAACUGGAUAAUAUGGAAAAUUUAGAAGAACUAUUCAAUGGUUCCUUAUCCUUUGACUCUUUGAAGAAUUUAGAGAUGUUAUCGAUGAAGCAGUGUAAAAAAUUUAAAAGAUUGUUUAAUUGCAAGCUAAAUCUCUGCAAUCUGAAGACCUUGAUACUGGAGAAAUGCCCAAUGUUGGUUUCCCUAUUUCCAUUGAUGUCUCGGAAUCUGGUGCAGCUAGAGAAAUUGGAAAUAGCUGAUUGUGAGGAACUGAAAAACAUAAUAGAUAUAAAAAGAGAGGAGGAAUCAAUAGAAGAAAUAGACGAUGGUGAUAAUAAUAACAAGAAACAUGGCUCGAUUUUUCCAAAACUAAAAGUUCUUGAUAUUGAGGGAUGUCACCGAUUAGAAUCGAUACUUCCCUUCCUCUCUUCUCAAGAUUUUCCAGUACUAGAAGCUAUCUUAGUAAGAAAAUGUGAUGCGCUGAAAUACAUAUUUAGCCAAUACCAACAUGUUGAACUCAAGUCACUAAAAAAAAUGCUGCUCUGUCAAUUACCAAAUUUCAUACACAUUUUUCCUAAAUGCUAUGCUUCCAUGUCUUCGUCUGUGAAUGAGUCAUAUUCCACUCCCAGAGAUGGUUUCAAGGAACAAAUAGAAUUGGACCCUAUCAAAUGCAAUAUCUUCUCUUGGACUUAUAUAUGUUGUCAUGGUGAUAAAUUUGGGAGUUCGUCAACAACUAGAAUUCCAUUGGUUUCUAGGGAUCAACCACAGGACUACUCAAUCGCAUCGGUAUCAAAUUCACACGAUCUUCAAAUAUGGGAACGUGUUCAAUGUCUUCAAGUACAACCACAUAUCAUGUGCAAUAUUAAAGAGAUUGUGCUGUCUCAUUUUCUGAAGAUGAAAUCGGUGUUUAUCCUGUCUGUUGCUCCAAGAAUGUUGGAAACUUUGAAAAUUAUGAACUGUGAUGAAUUGAAGCACAUAGUUAUAGACACCGGAGAUCAUGAUAGUAGUGGCAAUAAUUGGGGCAAUGUCUUCCCUACAUUGAAAAGGCUCUACGUUGGUAACUGCAUGCAAUUGGAAUACAUAUUUGGACCCUACACUAAUGACCAUCAAAACCACACUGAGAUUCACCUUCAUCUUCCGGCAUUGCAAUAUCUCAAUCUUUGCAAUCUGCCAAGUUUAGUCGCUAUGUGUCCCAAACAAUAUCGCCCAACAUUUCCAUCUUUGAAAGAACUUGAACUAAAAAAGUGCUCCCAAGUUGAUAUCAAAUCUAUUGGUGAUUUCAUUAUUCAUUCGGUUUCAAAAUCUCAAGACAGUACAAUCAUGAAGGAAUUGAGCGUGAAACAUUUUAUUGCUUUGGAAAGUCUCGUGGUAGAUAACUCCAAAGCAAAAAAUAUAUUUUGUUUCGAUGAAAUGGAUGGACAACCAAUGAACUUAGGGUUGCAAAUUGAGUUAUCUGAUAUGCACGAUAUGAAGUACCUUUUUGGGGGACCCAAAAAUUCUUUUGCCCUAAAAAACCUUACAAAGAUAAUAAUCAUGCGAUGUGAAAUAUUGGUAGUUUUCUCCACUUCUAUUUUAAGAUGCCUAUCAAAAUUGGUUGAUCUAAGAAUAGAAGAAUGCAAGGAGUUGAAACAUAUCAUUGAAGAUGACUUGCAGAACCAAAACAUGUUGAAUUCCUUCCCAAAGCUAAAAGUACUUGUUGUAGUAAAGUGUUGCAAGUUGAAAUAUGUCUUUCCGGUCUCCAUAUGUAAAGAGUUUCUUGAGCUAGAGGUGCUAAUUAUAAGAGAAGCAAAUGAAUUGGAAGAAAUAUUCAAAAGUGAAGGUGAUCAAAAAGUCAAGAUUCCAAAACUAAAUUUUGUAGUAUUUGACAAACUACCAAGCCUCUUCUUCACCCAAGGAAUUCAAUUUCAAACAGCAAAAAAUCGUUUUAUACAAAAUUGUCAAAAACUCUCUUUGGCUUCAGCAUGUGCUCCCUACGACAUGGAUGAAGUUUAUUACUUUUUCAUAGUCAACAAAGAUGAUGAAACAUUUGAAGUCUGUCAGAGUCUAUUUCGACAAUUACUAGCAGAGUCCAAUGGUCGCGAUAGUGGUAAUGAAAAUCCAAGUGCAGAAACCACUAAAGAUUUUGUUGCUGUUGGUAUUGAAGUUGAAGCAGCAUUACAGUUUUCUUCUUCACAGAUACAAAUGAAACAAACACCAGAAGUAGAGCAUGAAUUUGUUGAAAAUGAUCCUGAUUUAGAGAUACCACCAGUAGCAAUAUUACCAACAAAUUCAAUAGAGUUGGUGAAUGAACAAUCAACGAGUCAACAAUGUUUGAUGAACCAACAACAUCCACUUGGAGAAUUUGAUACUACAGUCAAACCUUCUCGGGAAAAUAAUUGUGUUGAAGAAGGGACUGCAUUAACAAAUGUCAACACAAUAACACUCUCAACUCAUUUAGAAUUAGCCAGUUCAUCAAAGGAACAAGAUGUUGAUGUUAAAGACUCUUUGGGAACUACCAAGACUAAUGAUGAUCAAGUUUCUCUGAAUGAUGAUGUUGUCGUGAAAGUAACCUCAACUAUUGAGGAGCAGUUUCCUAAGGAUGAUGAAUUUAGAGUUUCAAAAUCUAAGCCCUCUCCAAGCAAUAGCAUUCCUUUGCCUCUUGCAUUUCAGACUCCUUCCAUGCCUUCUAAAGGGAACCCUUCUCAAAUAGUGAAAUAUUUAAGUUCUCCUUCUCUUGUCACAUGGGAGCUUGAGGAACUGGUCUCCAAGAAGCAUUUGGAUUACAAGAACUUGUCUUUGUUGACUGACUUUCUUGUAAAGUAUCCUUCAGUUCUUUUAAGGGACACUUCACUUAGUAACCGAUACAAGGGUUAUGCAUACAACUGCCUAGCUGAGCUAUUGAAAUUCCUCCAAACCAAUAGUGUGUUGGAUGUGUUAGGUUCAAGCCAAGAUGAAUUUGUUGAGUUAUUACAAGAUGUGCGCAAAUGUGCUUUUGAUAAGGAUUGGUUGGAUGGUGUCGAAAAACGCGCUUUGUUUCCUGAUUUGCAAUUUUCUCAAGAUGUAUUCCAAAAUUUAUUGGAUUCCAAGAAACAGGUUACCAAGGAUGUUGAAGUGAUGCGUUUGAAGAUUGACAUUUUAGCUCAACAAAUGGAAGAUUUUAACCAUCAAUUGACCUCAUCUGAAGCUGUUUUAGAGAGUAUCAUUCAACAGGAGGCACAAAUUUUAGAAACUAAGGAAAUAUUGAUUGCUUUUACCGGAUUGAGUGGAUCAAUCGUGCUUGGUAAUGUGUGGCCUCUAAAGCUCAUAUAACCUUUCAUGAUAUUUGAUGUGUGGUGUGAAACUAGUUAGAAUUAGUCAUAGUGAACUCUUCAGAACUUGCUUACCUAUUUUCAUGAAAUUUGUAGCUUUUAAGAUAAGAUUUGUGUGUGUAUAUAUUAAAAGUAUUUAUUGUGUUUAAAUGUUAUUAGCUUGUUAAGAUCCUAAAUUUCUUUGA